Molecule: messenger RNA, 1707 nt
Organism: Phytophthora sojae
Lineage: Eukaryota; Oomycota; Peronosporomycetes; Peronosporales; Peronosporaceae
Exons: 1
Coding region: 1-1707 (568 amino acids)
Source: RefSeq, a predicted model, not a curated record
AUGGUCGCCUCACGGCCCAGCAACCUCGACAUCCCCAUCCGACUGUCCUACGUAAGCGGCGCCUCGCAAGCCAAGGCCAACAAUGGCCACGACUACUCAGUGGCGAAGACUCCCGAUGACAUCAAUGAUCCCGUCAACCUCGAGGGUGGUGCUCUGCGUGAGGGUGAGGUCCCCAGCCUUACCAGCCAGGACGGUCUCGGCCUGCUCUUCCAGUACUGCGCCGUUGGUAUCAACUACGGUCUGCUGCCUGCCACGAUCUACCCAUUCCUGCAGCAGUACCUGAACGCCACGGGCUCCCAAGUAACCACGGCCAACACUCUGGUUAUCCUGCCGUGGAGUUUCAAGGUCUUCUACGGCGUCCUGUCCGACUGCGUGCCUAUCUACGGAUACCGCCGGAAGUCGUGGAUGAUGGUCGGCUGGGUCAUUUGUCUGGCCAUGCUGCUGCUGAUGGCCAUGUCGCCUGCUGGAGAGCCGUACUACACCGUUCCGUCCGACCGCGACAUUGCCAUCGCUGAUAUCACCCCGGAGAUCGAAGCUCGUAUCAAUGCUGAUGCUGGCAACCAGGCCGGCAAAUACGUCAUGUACAUGUUCUUCGCGGCCUUUGGCUAUGUCCUCGCAGUCGUGUGCGCCGACAGUAUUGUGGUGGACUUCGCCCAGCGUGAGCCCAUCGAGCAGCGUGGUAAGACACAGUCGGCUAUCUACACGGUGCGCACGGUGUUCGUUAUCAUCGGCCAGUUGCUGGUUGGCUUCUGCUUCAACGGCGAAGAGUACGGCGGUGACUUCAACUUCUCGCUGAACCUCCCCGAGCUGAUGUCCAUCGUCGCGGUCAUCACAGCGCCGAUCCUCCCCAUUACGUGGUACCUCGUGAAGGAAGAGAAGAAGCCCCGGAUCUCGUUCCGUAAUUACAUGAGCGAGUUCUGGGUGCUGCUGCAGAAGCGCGCGGUGUACCAGGUCGUGUUCUACCAGUUCUUCCAGAACGUCUUCUCCAGCAUCUCGUACACGGCCAGCUCGCCCGUCAAGUCGUACAUGGUGGGCGUGACCCCCAUCAACAACACGAUCAGUGAGAUCUUCGCCAAUGUGCUCUUCAUGGCUGGAAUCAUGGUCACGUCCAAGUGGGGUCUCAACUGGAGCUGGCGCAAGAUGAUCCUGUUCACGGGCGUUUUCGUCAUUAUUGCCGACAGCAUCACAACUCUCCUAACGAUCUGGAAUGUGUUCCGCAGCCAGUGGUUCUGGCUCGGUCUGCCGCUGGCCGUGAAGCUCCCAUACGGUGUGGGCUGGAUGAUUGGUAACUUCGUCAUCGUCGAGCUGGCUGGUGUCGGCAACGAAGGAGCCAUCUACGGUCUGGUUACAAUGGUCGGCAACUUGGCGUCUCCGUUCGCGCAGGCCAUUACGCUGCUCAUUAACCAGCCUCUGAACCUGACGACGGCUCGUAUCCAGGCUGACGAUACUUCCAUCCGUACGGAUCUCACGUACGCGGUGCUCAUUAUGUACGGCAUGACGAUCUUCUCGUGGGCUUUCCUCGUGUUCCUGCCUCGUCAGAAGGCCGAGACCCAGGAGCUGCUGCGCACCGGCGGCAGCAGCAAGCUCUUCGGCGCGCUCACGGUCGCCUACGUCUCGUUCGCUACUGUUUGGGCGCUGAUGACCAACAUCAUGGCCAUGUUCGAGUCCACGUCGUGCCUACUUAUUGCAGGAGGCAAGGGCUGCUAA